GAACAGAUCCAGAAAACUAGCAAGCUCUUCUUUUUCCCUCUCUCUCCUCUUCAAAUUCUUGCCAUGGCGCCAGCUCUCUAUUUCAGUUGCAGAGAUAACCAAAAGAAAAGAAGAAUUGAACAAGAAGGAAGAAGAACAGAGCUGCGGAACCCUAAUUAUUGUCACACAUGCACUGUGCAAUUCAACCAUCCUUUUCCCCGCGCGUGUUCACUAUCCUUUCUCUCUACCAGCUGGGAGCUUCGCCGAACGACAUCGGAGGUUGUAAAAUUUCGAAACAAAGAUGAGUCUCGUUGACACCAGGAUUGACAUUGGCAAUUUUGGCGGUGAUCCUGUGACGGAGUUUCUUCACCACCAGUCCAAUUCCUUGCCGUUCCUUGCCUUGUAUGGCUUCUCCAAUCAAGGAAGCUUUUCGUACAGUAAGCUUCCGGCGAGGCCGAUUACGCUCUCUGUUCUCAAGCUCGACGGCUCCUGCUUCGAUAUCCAAGUUAAGCAUCUUGCUACGGUUGGUGAAUUGAAGCAGGCGGUGGAGGCUGCCUUCAGCUACAUGCCGCAGAAGGGCCCGGGCAAAAUCUCAUGGCGGCAUGUAUGGGGGCAUUUCUGCUUAGGUUUUCAUGGCCAAAAGCUACUCUCUGAAGCUGACUCCAUUAGCUGUUUUGGGAUUAUGGAGGGUGAUCAGCUCCAAUUCAUCCGGCAUCUAUCAACCAGCUGCAGCUUCACAAAGAAAGGCUCCUUUAGAGGGAUAUUAAGUUCAGAAAGAAACAAAAUUUCGAUAACAGCACCAAGAAGAGCAGCUGCUGCUGCAGAAAUAGAGCUUAAUGCUGAUGAUGAUGACUGUUUGAGUGAACUGGAGAAUGGAACGUAUUGUCACAAGGACAACAGCCAUCUGGGGAUGAUUGAACUUCAAGAAGUCAUCAACGACCCGAGCUUAACGAGUCCAUGGUUCCCUUACUCGAGGCUUUCACCAAGGGAGAAGAAGAGAAAGUUUAUGGUAUCUCCCUUGAGAUACAGAUGUGGCUUCUUCUGCGGGUUCAAAAACAUGGUCCAGUUUUGUGGUAAUCGGUGUUAACAAUCACGUUCCCCCAACAAUUACUAAACCAUGAUCAGUCUAUAUACCCAUUUGAAAGGUGGAUUACAAAAGAAAAGUGUCUGUACUAAAAGUUGUAUAGAAGCCAGGCCAUAUCCUUGUAGAAAAUUUUGGACAGAAAUUUUGGACUAUAAUGGUAAAAGUAUUCCUUCAUCCCUUACCCCCUGACCCCAAAGUAUCAAUUCUCGAUAAAUGCGAGUAAGUCGC
This is a messenger RNA of Linum trigynum, 1291 nucleotides long. The record is from the annotation of a GenBank genome assembly. NCBI's taxonomy places the organism in Eukaryota, Viridiplantae, Streptophyta, Magnoliopsida, Malpighiales, Linaceae.